Molecule: messenger RNA, 476 nt
Organism: Chrysoperla carnea
Lineage: Eukaryota; Metazoa; Arthropoda; Insecta; Neuroptera; Chrysopidae
Gene: Dad1
Product: dolichyl-diphosphooligosaccharide--protein glycosyltransferase subunit DAD1
Exons: 2
Coding region: 99-437 (112 amino acids)
Biological process (GO): protein N-linked glycosylation
Cellular component (GO): oligosaccharyltransferase complex; membrane
Source: RefSeq, a predicted model, not a curated record
UCAACAAAAUAUUCAUCUUUCAAACUACCAAAGUGACACGUAAUUGAUUAGAAAAAUUGACAAGAAAAUUAAAAACUGAAUUUCUAAUUGUAAAUACAAUGGCUAAUUUAACUCCAGUUCUUUAUAAAUUUUAUAAUGAAUAUACCAGCCAUACACCAAAAAAAUUGAAAAUAAUUGAUGCGUACUUGCUGUACGUUUUAUUAACCGGCAUUGUACAAUUUGUGUACUGUUGUCUUGUGGGCACAUUUCCAUUUAACUCAUUCUUAAGUGGAUUUAUUUCAUCCGUUAGUUGUUUUGUACUUGGAGUUUGUCUCCGCCUUCAAGUGAAUCCAGAAAACAAGAAUCAAUUUAAUAGCAUUAGUCCAGAACGAGGAUUUGCUGAUUUUGUGUUUGCUCACGUUGUCUUGCAUUUAGUAGUUAUGAACUUCAUUGGUUAAUUUAAUAAUUAUGUUUGUUAAAAUUUUUUUAAUUAAUAA